Messenger RNA from Tetrapisispora phaffii CBS 4417, 2355 nucleotides. RefSeq names its product AAA family ATPase AFG3 (gene AFG3). The record is from RefSeq and is a predicted model, not a curated record. The coding region runs from base 1 to 2355 and encodes 784 amino acids. The transcript has a single exon. Gene Ontology annotation, biological process: mitochondrial protein processing; protein-containing complex assembly. Gene Ontology annotation, cellular component: membrane; m-AAA complex. NCBI's taxonomy places the organism in Eukaryota, Fungi, Ascomycota, Saccharomycetes, Saccharomycetales, Saccharomycetaceae. Gene Ontology annotation, molecular function: ATP-dependent peptidase activity; zinc ion binding; ATP binding.
AUGAUUCACAUGUAUAGAAAGGAGGGCCUUCUUUUAAGUCGAAACCUAUCUAAUAUAGCCUUUAAAAGAGGGAUAUCGAGUAGUAUCCAGAGUCAGUUCACCAGCUUAACUUUGAUAAAAACAACUAAACUCCCUAAUCUGACAAAUAGAGCAUCAGUAAUAAAUAUUCUAAAUCAUUCAAGAUCUUUUCAUGUUUCAAGUUAUACAAAUUUUAAAAAUACCCAAUAUGCACUAAAACAAGAUAAUUCUAAUGAUAAUUCAAAUGGCGACAAGAAGAAGGAUCAACAAGAUAAUAAGGGAAAAAAUAGUAAAAAAAGUGGUCAAAAUGAAGAUGAACCCCCAAAUAUAAUGAAUUAUUUUAAGUCAAGAGAAUUUCUAAAUACAAUGCUGUUGAGUAUAGGGUUCUCUUUCAUGUUUGCAAUGACAUCAUCAAGUGGUGACAAUAAUUUAAACGAGCCAUUAACGUUCCAAGAUUUCAAGAUUAAGUAUUUGGAGAAAGGUUUAGUUAAAAAAAUAUAUGUCAUAAAUAAAUACCUAGUAGAAGCUGAACUUAUUUCGGCAUUAAGCACAGGCAAUAACCCAACUAUUGUAUCAUUUACAAUCGGAUCUGUACCGGUGUUUGAAGAAGAAAUGGAAGCAGUUCAAAACAAACUUAAUAUCUCCGCUAAGGAUAGAAUACCUAUCAUCUUUACAGAUAGAUAUUCACUUUUCCAUUAUUUGUUCCCAUUUGUCCCUACUUUAAUACUCCUAGGUGGUUUAUAUUACAUCACAAAGAAAAUGAAUCCAGGUGGCGCUAAUCCAAACAUGGGUGGCAGUGGUGGAAUCUUUGGAGUUGGAAAGUCCAAGGCAAAGUUAUUUAAUAAAGAAACUGACAUAAAAGUAGCUUUCAAGGAUGUUGCUGGAUGCAAUGAAGCAAAACAAGAAAUUAUGGAAUUUGUUCAUUUUUUGAAAAACCCAAAGAAAUAUACAGACUUGGGAGCUAAAAUUCCAAGAGGUGCAAUUUUAUCUGGUCCUCCUGGUACUGGUAAAACUUUAUUAGCAAAGGCUACGGCAGGUGAGGCUGGUGUUCCUUUCCUAUCUGUAUCUGGUUCUGAAUUUGUAGAAAUGUUUGUCGGUGUUGGUGCUUCAAGAGUACGUGAUCUAUUCGAACAGGCUAGAACAAUGGCACCUUCAAUUAUUUUCAUUGAUGAAAUUGAUGCUAUCGGUAAAGAACGUGGUAAAGGCGGUGCCUUGGGUGGUGCAAAUGAUGAAAGAGAAGCAACUUUAAACCAACUUCUUGUUGAGAUGGAUGGUUUUCAAACUUCAGAUCAAGUUAUUGUCCUUGCUGGUACAAACAGGCCCGAUGUUUUGGAUAAAGCACUGAUGAGACCUGGGAGAUUUGAUAGACAUAUUGAAAUCGAUCCACCUGAUGUCGAAGGUAGAAAAUCUAUUUACCUAGUCCAUCUUUCCAAAUUGAAUUUAGAUCCUUCUUUCUUGAAAACUAAACACGACAAAGAAAUGCUAGCUGGAAAGUUAGCCGCUUUAACCCCUGGGUUUGCUGGUGCAGACAUUGCAAAUGCGUGUAAUGAGGCUGCUUUGAUUGCUGCCAGAUAUAAUGAUGAAUAUGUUGAAAUGAGACAUUUUGAGCAAGCAAUCGAAAGAGUUAUUGCGGGCUUGGAGAAAAAAUCCAGAGUUUUAUCGCCUCAAGAGAAAAAGACAGUAGCAUUCCACGAAGCUGGUCAUGCUGUGUGUGGAUGGUACCUAGAGUAUGCUGAUCCUUUGUUAAAGGUAAGUAUAAUACCUCGUGGUCAAGGUGCUUUAGGUUAUGCUCAAUAUCUACCUGACGACCGUUAUCUAUAUACAGAGGAACAAUUUAAACAUAGGAUGGUUAUGACAUUAGGCGGUAGGGUUUCAGAAGAGUUACAUUUCCCAUCAGUUACCAGUGGUGCUCAUGAUGAUUUUAAUAAGGUUACUAAUAUGGCUAGAUCAAUGGUUACCGCAUUAGGUAUGUCACCAAAGCUUGGUUACGUAUGUUAUGAUACUGAUGCUAAUCAAGGCGGCUAUCAAGUAAAUAAACCAUUUAGUGAACAGACCGAAAGAACUAUUGAUUUAGAAAUCAAGAGGAUAAUUGAUGAAGCACAUGAAAUCUGUAAAAAGUUAUUAACGGAAAAUAUUGAGAAGGUUGAUAAAGUCGCUAAUGAACUUUUAACUAAAGAAUCUAUAACAAGAGAGGACAUGAUUAGAUUGUUGGGACCUAGACCUUUCCCAGAAAGAAAUGCUGCAUUUGAGAAGUACUUAGACCCACAAGGCGCAAACAGUCAGAUUGCCAAAAAUCCCAAGGAUCCGGAAGGGAAUAUUUCUCCUGCCCCAAAUUAA